Molecule: messenger RNA, 2430 nt
Organism: Opisthorchis viverrini
Lineage: Eukaryota; Metazoa; Platyhelminthes; Trematoda; Opisthorchiida; Opisthorchiidae
Exons: 10
Coding region: 1-2430 (809 amino acids)
Biological process (GO): rRNA modification
Cellular component (GO): nucleus
Molecular function (GO): 3'-5' exonuclease activity; nucleic acid binding; rRNA (adenine-N6,N6-)-dimethyltransferase activity
Source: RefSeq, a predicted model, not a curated record
AUGAUCCGACGCACCUUCUCCCGUAUUACUCGCAUGGACUUCCAAAUACUCUAUGGGGCCUACGUCAGACUGCUCCUGGAGUACGCCAACCAAGCUGUCUACUCAGGACGUACGAAAGACGUCACCCUCAGUGAGCGUGUCCAGCUGGCCGCCACGAGAAUGGUUGCCGGCCUCAAAUCCGUGGACUACGAAACGCGUCGCGCGAAGCUUGAUCUGUUUCCCCUGGAGUACCGUCGCCUCCGAGGGGACCUAAUUCUUACUUACGCCCUGUUUGAACAAAACUUGGCAAACAGGUUUUUUACCGUUGACCCAGCAAACCCCCGGCGGGGACAUAGUUUGUUCCUAUCACCAGUUAGCAAUGAGGCACCGCUUGAUGCACGUACACCGGUGGCAAUCGACUGUGAAAUGGUGGGAGUUGGACCAGAAGCGCGGAAUGCUCUCGGACGUGUCAGUGUGGUCAGUUAUACUGGCGCUGUGCUGUAUGAUGUAAUGGUCAGACCAGAGGAGAAAAUUACCGACUUUCGGACUCGGUGGAGCGGUAUCAGGCCAUUCGAUAUGCGUCGGUCUAUCCCUUUCGCUUGUGCGCAAGAACAGGUCGAGCGGAUAAUACGGGAUCGGAUCGUCGUUGGUCACAUGGUCCACAACGAUUUCAAUGUUCUAAAGUUGAAACACCCUUGUUGGCUUAUACGUGAUACGGCUAAGGCUGCUUAUGCGAAGUUGGUGGCUGGAUUUCCCACUGAUAAAGUGGUUGGCCUUCGGGCACUCACUCUGCGUCUCUUCGGCACGGAAAUCCAAAAGGGCGAACAUUGCUCCAUCGAGGACGCGCGUGCCACAAUGGCCAUUUACCGCGUAACCGAGAAAGUUUGGGAAACUGAAUUGCGUCGAACUGCACAACUGAACUGUCAGCCUUGUGGUGAAACAGAUCUAUUGAGUUCUAGUCCCUGUGACUUUGAUGGUGCUCUCUCUUGUGCUACGCCAUCAUGCAAGCGAGCUUCAAAUGGAACAGAAAGUCUUUCCCCAGAUCAUUUACCUAUGAUUGCGAGUAAACGGCUAUGUAAAGAAGGUGCUAUCCUGUCCACUAAAAAAACAGAAAUGUUCAGAUCAUCCAGCUCUUCAUCGCUCCUGGAUGACAGUUUCUGGCCAGAUGACGCUGGUGUGUUGCUACUCAAACGUCCCUUACCGCUUAGUCUCCUGGCCUACCGAGUUGCUUGUCUCUCGGUUCAGUUGAAUGUGGACGCUUUGUCUUCCUGCUCAGAAUGGACCCGAUGGCAGAAUGGCAAUGUACUUUUCUCUAAUUCAGCUGACCUACAUCUCCUUUUAUCCGGAAAUCCGGCGUUGGGUCUGUCAUAUGACGGAACUGAUGCAAACUCUCCACGAUCAGAUCUCCCUCCCCAAUUCAGACGACAUGUGACUCCAAAAAAACAACAUGAAAUCCAAAAGCUUUCAUCGGUUGCCGGAGCGGUCGCCAACUCACGUCCACCGGAAGCGGAAGAAAGAGAGUGUGGUCUACCUCUAUCUGCAACUGUCGUCGACAUUGGUUCCGGACAAGGGCACCUCUCUCGAUAUUUGUCGCUGAAGUACGGCCUAAACGUUGUUAGCCUGGAAGCAGACAGCACCCAUUUAGAAAAGGCCAGUAAAUUCGAUCGACUGUUACUUCUUCAGGAUACAACAGUGGAGAGUUUUCGCACUCCGUCUUGUGAUGAGCCAAUGAAGAUCUUAGGACCGAUAACAUGUGCGAUGCGUAUCAGUUCCGGGUUAAUUGGAGCAGAUAUGAACCAUAUGCUUCAGCGUUUAUUAGAAGUUGACGACAGUCGGUGUCUCAAGUUAGCGAACGCGGUCCGAGCCUUGCAGAUUCGUGCAUUCACCUCAUCUGUCACACUGCAAUCAGAACUAAUACAACUUCCAAGAUACGUAAAACGCCCCACAACUUCCAGUACCUCUCCCUGGAUUCUCUCUUACUCCCAACUCGAGGCCGCGUGCCAUUGUAUUCCAGCCUAUCUGGAACGCUUGGAGCAGGCGAUCAAAACAGGGGACACAUCACAUCUUCGCGUCCAAGGGUAUCGUGCUGUUGUAGAACUGCUUCUUGAAAAGCGCCGGUGUCUUAGGACAAACCACUCAGAUCCGGUACCCGCUGUCCGGGCUAUACGGUGUGCCGUAAAGAACGCAAAUAGUAUGGAUUUCGACACGUAUUCAUCGAUCCUUCUGAACCGGAUGAAGGCUGUGCAACAGUCGGAUGGGGCAACACAUCAAGGUCUUUUUGACCCUUUCCGAUCAGAAGAGUUGAAGGCCGCCCUGCCCAAAAUUUCCUUGGACGAGGCUUGGUACCCAAUUGUACGUUACCACGUAUUACGUUUGAUGCUCACUCCAGCAGUGGAAACGCUUGUUCUUCUGGAUCGUCUGCUGUGGCUUCGAGAAAAAGGUGGGUGUUGA